CGCCCACUCUACGCCCUCACCAGCUUGCAGGCAGGCCGCUUGUCCUGCCCUUGUCCACACAUACGGACCUCUGCAGCAAGCAGACAGAAUGGCACCUGUUCAAUCAGAUCGCCAGAAGCUCAAGACGUACGGCGAGCGUCUAGCAGAGAGGACGACUGUCUCCGAACGCUCCCUUCUCCAGUCUUGGCUUGUCCUCUCUCCGACAACUCGUCUCAAAUUCUCUCUUGCUGUCUGCGGUUUCGCCGCCGCAGGCCUUGUCCUUGCCGACUACGUUGACCGGAGGUUCCCCGUUGACAAACAAAAAGAACAAUCGUCCACCGGCCAGAAGCCUACAUAGGAUGACAGAUAGCGAAGGAUACAGUGUUGCAGUGUGAGCAGGGAUAACAAUGUGAAUGCAAUCGUGUUGUGCUGGCCAAUCGUUCAUAGGAGAGCUGUGUUCGGGUU
Schizophyllum commune H4-8 is the source of this 444-nucleotide messenger RNA. RefSeq lists its product as uncharacterized. NCBI's taxonomy places the organism in Eukaryota, Fungi, Basidiomycota, Agaricomycetes, Agaricales, Schizophyllaceae. Bases 89 to 337 code for a protein of 82 amino acids. The record is from RefSeq and is a predicted model, not a curated record. The transcript has 3 exons.